AUGGACUGUCCAGCGGGUGUUGUGACGGACAAUUACGAUAUUGUGGAGGAUGAUGAGUUGUGGGCUCGGAUUGGAAUCGAUUGGUCAGAAAGAUCGGAAAGAUCGGAAAGAAGCGGCGAUGGCCUUGACAAUGAGUUGUGGGCUCGGAUUGGAAUCGAUUGGUCAGAAAGAUCGGAAAGAUCGGAAAGAUCGGAAAGAAGCGGCGAUGGCCUUGACAAAGUUGACAAACUUGACAAACUUGACAGUGAGACCGUUGCGAGCCCCACCCAGCGGAGCACGUCUUUGCCACCGGAGCUGCUGCGCGCCACACCGCUGUAUGAGGCCUUGAGUGGCUGGUGCAGACAUUGGCAGGGAAGCGACAGUGAAGUAGAACUGUUUCACUUCAGCCGACCUGUUAACUCCAUAGAUGUAUUCUUGAACCUCGGUGUAUUUGGCGUGAUGUGGAAGGCCCAGUGGAAGGCCUAUGAAGGGCAGUGCGGGAGCCAUGAUUGGCAAACAUCACGAUGGAUGAAGCUGGUGACUCUGUUUGUGGUCUUUAACUCCCAAGCAGCAGCUUUGACCUCAUUGCUGUUAAGCGCGGCACUGGGCUUUGCGGAGGUGUACGUGGGAGCCCACGUUUUGCCUCUGAACUUGUGGGUCUUCUGUGGAUACAUGGUCUUUCUGGUCCAACUGUGCUUUUGGCAGCGGAUCCGGAGUUGCUUUGUUGCACCCUGGAUGGUUUUUCUCGACAAAAUGUGCAUCCAUCAGACGAACAUGCCCUUGAAGCAGCAGGGAAUCGACGGUCUGGGAACCUUUGUGAAGCAUUCUGAAAAACUACUGGUCCUGUGGUCUCGUCGAUACUUCACUCGCUUGUCCCUUGGCGGAACAGCUUCACUUGUGUACAGUGUAAAGUUACUCUGA
Messenger RNA from Cladocopium goreaui, 900 nucleotides. Lineage: Eukaryota; Dinophyceae; Suessiales; Symbiodiniaceae. The record is from the annotation of a GenBank genome assembly.